AUGGAACAAAUACCAGUCUCUACAGUGCGAUCAUUACUAUUGAUUAUAUGUCGUUAUUUAGUAAUAAUUAUAGUAGUACUAAUAGGAUUGAUUGGUCAGUUCUUAUAUUGGCUUGUAUUUGAUUCAUUUGGUCGUUAUGAAAAGCGAGCUAAACUAAAAUUAAAAUGUAUAAACAGUCAAAAAGAUAGUGAAUAUUAUGCUAUUAUAAUCGGUGCUGGUUUUUCUGGUCUUGGUACGGCUAUUAAAUUAAAUAAACUUGGAAUAGAUAAUUAUAUUUUAAUUGAACGACAUGGAUAUGUUGGUGGCACAUGGUAUGCUAAUAAAUAUCCAGGUUGUGCAUGUGAUGUUCCAUCAAAUCUAUAUUCAUUUUCAUUUGAACCUAAUUCAAAAUGGUCACAUUAUUUUAGUCGACAACCUGAAAUAGCUGAAUACCUUGAAUAUUGUACAGAUAAAUAUGAUAUUCGUCGACAUAUACAAUUUAAUACAAAUGUUACACAAUUAAAAUGGAUUGAUGAACGAAAAUUAUGGCAAGUUACAAUUCAAUCAAAUAGUCUAGAAAAACAAUUUUAUGCUCAAAUUAUUUUUGCAGCUACUGGACUAUUUUCUAAUGCUGCUUAUCCAAAUGAUAUUCCUGGUAUUGAUAAAUUUCAAGGUCAAAUAUGUCAUACAGCUGAAUGGAAUCAAUCGAUUGAUUUUAACAAUAAACAUGUAGCUGUUAUUGGUACUGGUGCAAGUUCUAUUCAAGUCGUUCCAGAAAUUCAACGGAUGAAUGUACCACAAUUAUUUGUUUUUCAACGAACACCACCAUGGAUUAUAUCUCGAGUUGAUCGGCGUAUAAGUAAUUUCGAAAAACGUCUAUUAACAUAUUUUCCAAUUAUUCAAAAAUUAAUUCGAACAAGUAUUUAUUGUUCACUUGGAGCUUUAAUAUUAUCAUAUGCUUAUCGUUGGCCAAUUCGUUAUGUUAAUCAAGAAUUAGUUAUAAAUAAUCUUAAUAGAGAAAUAAAAGAUAUAGAAUUAAGAAAAAAAGUUACACCAACAUGGGAAUUAGGAUGUAAACGUGUGUUAAUAAGUAGUGAUUGGUAUUCAACAUUACAAAAAUCAAAUGUAAAACUUAUAACAGAUCGUAUUAAAGAAAUUAAAUCACAUUCAAUUAUCACUCAAAAUGGAGAUGAAUAUCCAGUUGAUAUUACUAUUUGUUCAACCGGAUUUCAAACACAAAAAUUUGCAUUACCUAUUUAUGGAAUUCAUGGUUAUUCAUUAGCGGAACAAUGGUCUGAAACUAAACAGGCAUAUCGUGGUAUAACUGUGCCUAAUUUUCCAAAUUUGUUUAUUCUCCUUGGACCUAAUUCUCGCAUUAGUCAUUCAUCUGUGAUAAUCAUGCUUGAAGCUCAAUUAAAAUAUAUAGUCGAAAUUCUUCUUUAUAUUAAUAAGAAUAAUAUACGAUCAUUUUCAAUAAAACAAAAUGUGCAUGACGCAUAUAAUCAAUGGAUACAAUCGAAAUUAAAAAAGACAGUAUGGCAUCUAGGUGGUUGUCAGUCAUGGCAUCAAAAUGCAAAAGGUAUUGUUACAACAAUAUGGCCAGAUUUUACAUGGAUUUAUUAUUUAUUAAUGAAAAAUUUUGAUUAUCAAAAUUAUAUUUUAGAAAAAUAA
Molecule: messenger RNA, 1650 nt
Organism: Rotaria sordida
Lineage: Eukaryota; Metazoa; Rotifera; Eurotatoria; Philodinida; Philodinidae
Source: the annotation of a GenBank genome assembly